UGUGAAUUAUCAAAGAUGGCGGCAUCCAUGCUAUGCAGCAGGACGGCAAUGUUAUGUAGGACUUUAAAGCUAAUUUCAUGUUCAAAAACGGUACUUUCCGAGGGCUCUCGGAGCGUGCUCCUAAUGCAGACUAAGUCCUAUAACCCCAAACCCCUAAGGCUGAACCUCCGCGAUCAGUACAUCCCUGACAAGGACAGCGAGAAGACACCCGAGUGGCAGAAGACGGUCCGGUAUGACCGGAAGCUGUUCGGUCGGUACGGUUCUGCGUCGGGUAUCGACCGUGCCUCGCUGUGGCCCAGUCACGAGCAGCUGGAAAAGAUGAUCGUGGAGGAAAACGAGUGGCACCCUCCAUUGGCGGUCAUGCUAAAGAGCAUCGAGGAGAAGGAGAAAGAGCAAACCGAAAAGCGGACGGCGAAGGAGAAACUCAUCGCCGCUAACAUGGCCAAAAUGCCCAAGAUGGUGGCCGACUGGCGCCGGGAGAAGCGCGAAGCCAGGAGCAAGCUGAAGGAGGAGACUGGUCGUCGCACCAAGCUGCUGGCCGAGGCCAAGGAACGCUUUGGCUACACCGUGGACCCCCGCAGCCCCAAGUUCUUGGAGAUGGUUGCCGUGCUGGAAAAGGAGGACAAGAAGAAGAGGAAGCUCAUGAAGCGCAGAGAUAAAGAGGAGAAGGUGGUGGGACCCGCCGUCGUAUCUCCUCCGGCCUCCUAGUGUUGGUCCCAAUAAAUAACUAUUUAAUGUAUUUAAUGAAGACUGACGUGUGUUGCGCAGUAACAGCACAGUCCUUGUUUUGACCUGAUGGCAUCUGUAAAGACCUGAAAUCAAGAAAGCCGAUUUUCCUUCUGUAAAAAGCGAAACAACUUCAACCAUGUUUAUUUCUCAUUACCUCUAUGUAUUUAGUUGUCACUGAGAUAAAUUUAUUUCUGUACGGACUGCAUGUUGUCUAAAUGUGUUGUGUUUGUUUAAGAUAAAUGACAGUGCUGCUACUUUAGGCAUCAUUUAUGACAAAACGAACAAUUUGUAUGGAGAAUUUAUUAAAGCAAAAAUAUUUUGUAUACAUUC
Molecule: messenger RNA, 1059 nt
Organism: Pseudoliparis swirei
Lineage: Eukaryota; Metazoa; Chordata; Actinopteri; Perciformes; Liparidae
Gene: gadd45gip1
Product: growth arrest and DNA-damage-inducible, gamma interacting protein 1
Exons: 2
Coding region: 16-708 (230 amino acids)
Cellular component (GO): nucleus
Source: RefSeq, a predicted model, not a curated record